Molecule: messenger RNA, 682 nt
Organism: Aspergillus nidulans FGSC A4
Lineage: Eukaryota; Fungi; Ascomycota; Eurotiomycetes; Eurotiales; Aspergillaceae
Product: SNARE domain- containing protein
Exons: 3
Coding region: 113-406 (97 amino acids)
Cellular component (GO): endomembrane system; cytoplasm; Golgi membrane
Source: RefSeq, a predicted model, not a curated record
CCAAGUGCUCUUUGUAAGAGACUCACCUGAUUAUUGUCGAACCGAGCGACCAUACCGUGCAGUCAGUGUCUAUCUGGUUUCAGAAGAGAAAUUAUCGUCUCCAGAGCUCGAAAUGGCGGACGCCUACGAACGUGAACAACAAAACAACGAGCUUCUAAACUCCCUCUCGGGCAAAGUCUCCGCCCUAAAAAAUGUCACGAUCGAUAUCUAUGAUAAUGCUCGGGACCAGGACACGCUUGACCACUCGAACCAAGUCUUCUCCUCCCUCUCCACAAACUUGAAAGGAAGCGCGAGCCGGCUUACAAGGAUGGCGAGACAGGGUGACACGGUUGCUGUUCUGAAGGUUGCCGGCAUCGUCAUCUGCGCAGGGAUUUUCCUUUGGUUGGUGCUGGGGUGGAUCUUUUGAAUACGAUCUGCUGGCGUGGUUAUGGCGUUGCAUCUCAUGCAAAUGGGUGUUGGGGUGGGGUCUACAUAUAUAAUGCAUUGAGGAGAAGAGAAAGUGCUGCAGGUAUAACUAAUCUUGCUGGCGAGAUUAGUCUGCCUAGAGUGAGUUUCCGGAACUCAUGGCCGUAUUAUUAAUUGUCUGGCCGGUUUACUAAGCUUUCGCAGCGACCAUUUAGGGUAUGCUUGUCUAUACUCGUACCUCAUGCUUGUUGCACAAACUAAAGUAUUGUUCUAGCUG